AUGUGGCUGAUCCGGGCGUUUUGGAGACUGUGCGGAGUGUUCACCAUGGAUCUGUCGUACAACAAGUUUCAAAACGAGUACUCCGCACUGCUGAUAGCCACGUGCAUAUUAUACAAUUUCGUGAACGCGUCGCAGGUCAUAUGCAAAUUGGAUCACUGGUGCUCCACAUUUUCGUCGACGCUGACGGCCGUGUACGACAGGGUGUUGACGUCCGCCGUGUUCUUCUCCCGGAUCGCGGUCGUGUACGGAUGUAAGCCGAACAUGUCCAGGUACCAAGCGACCAUCAGAGCGUUCGAGGCGUACUGGCCACCGUCGGCCACGGAACUCCGGCGGCACAGGGCGUUUUCGCUGGCCGUGGUCACCACGUGUCUGGCCGUCAUCUUGCCGACCAACACGAUCUGCAUGUACUACUUGUGCCGCUACGAGCCCAACUCGGAUGCGUCGCUGUUCGCCUACCAGCUGUUCAUGUACGUCCAGAACCUGAGCAUGUGCUGCAUCGAGACGCAGUUUGUCGUGCAGUGUUUCAAGGUCUACACCAAGUUUCACGGCAUCAACGACGAUCUGAAGAGGCUGAAGGACGAAAACCUCAACCGCUCCGAGUACCCGUUUAUGUCGUCCGCGGGCUCGUCGUCGCCGUCGCCGUCGCGGUCUGCCGUCGUGUACGACAAAGACUUUUAUCGUCCACGGUUCAUGAGCCACCCGACGGCCAACACGGUCGAGUUGCUCAGAAUCAAACACUAG
Messenger RNA from Macrosiphum euphorbiae (potato aphid), 741 nucleotides. The record is from the annotation of a GenBank genome assembly. Lineage: Eukaryota; Metazoa; Arthropoda; Insecta; Hemiptera; Aphididae.